AUGCCGCUCUUAGGCGGAAACAACAAAAACAAGGGCAAAGAAAUUAAAGCCGAUGACGUCAAUAACACUUUGAACAAACUUAAAGAUACCGUCAAAGACUGUAAGGAGCUUCAUAGGAAAUGGGAAAAGGGCAAGCACUUUGAGAAAGACAACUCUGAUUAUUUAGGCCAGGCCAAUAAAUUACUUUGUGUCGUGGAUGAAUAUAGACAGCAACUAGAUCUGCCUUGGCCGAAAACGAAAUCGACAGAGAUAGAGGAGUUGAAGACACGUGUUAACAAAUUAGCACGUGAAAGAGAUGAUGCAGAACAUCGCCUUGAUGAAGCUAAAUUAGAAAUCGACAGACUAAAGAAUCGUCCUAGAGAAAAGCGUUUUUCGGGUAGAAAAACUAGACAGACGGAACUGGAAAAAAUGCCAAAAUCUGAACAUGAAUUAGAAGAUGAGGAAGAAUCAGAUAACUCAUUAAGAGCAAGAAGAGGAAGUAUUGACUCACGAGGUCCCUCUUGCACUACUUUCUAUUGUCAUGAUAGUGCUAGCUCUCAGGUUGGUGAAAGGAAAGAAGUUAGAAACUAUGCAUCGCUUCAAAAGGAUAUAGAAGAGUUAAAGAAGAGUAUCAGAGCACUUCAGGAAGACAAUAAGUUAUUGUCAGAUGGACGAACUUAUCAUACGAAGACUUUAAAUGCUGCAAGAGAUGAAGCCGCGAGGUACAAGAAACAGAUGGAAACUACUGAUGCCACAGUGAACAGGAAUCGACAAGAGAUCGAAAGGUUGAAAAGUCAAUAUGAAGAUCUGCAGGAAUCUAUGAAAAAAGAGCUGGAUCCUAGGCUCAGUGCAGUAGCAGAUAACAAACAUUCGGACAAUAAUCCGGCCAUAGCCUGCCUUGGUGACCCUAAUCGACCAAUGAAGAUAUGCGAGAAAGUAUCCGAGCUGUAUGAUAUUGAGUGGACAAAUGCCAUGGAGAACCUGGAGAAUGAUAUGGAGGAAAAAGACGCCAUUGAAGUUCUCCUAGAUAUUGUCACAAGGGUGUUUAUAACUUUUGAGGAUAUUGGUGAUGCUCAGACAGACCUUAUUUAUUCACUGGGACUGCACCUUGCCGUACCAGACAUCGAUGACCUUCGGGAUACCGCAAGGUCGUCUCUUCUGGACAAUGGGAAGUUGUUUAAAUUACCGAUGCAAAUCACCGAACAACUGAAGAAUUAUCGCAAGGCAAGCUGUCAGAUUGUAAACCCACUUCUGUGUGAGGUUAUGAAAUCAAGACUACAGACAGUAUAUCACAUGACAGGAAAAACGAUCAAGGCAUGUGAGCAGUUCAUCAAAGAGACAGUGAUGUACGUUUGGAUGAUGCGGGUACAGGACCCACCCAUCCAUAUCGAGUGGGAAUUUUCACACGGUGAGAAAUUUGACCAUGAUCGUCUGAGAUCCUACACAAAAAGUGGAGACAGCGUCGACUAUGUUGUCUGGCCUAUUCUCUACCUACACAAAGGUGGGCCCAUGUUAUCUAAAGGAGUGGCACAGGGCAUGGCAACUAAAUCUAAAUAAAUUACAUACAUUUGUAAAAGAAUAAUUUAAACACUGCUAUUGCAUCCUCUUGCUUUUCGAAAGUCAUAACGAGUUUUGUUGUAGCAAACGAGAGAAAAAAUUGAUUUUUUUUUAAAAUCCAAUCACAAGCGAGGCAAAGCAUAUUAGAUGGUCAAUGUUUAGGUCGCAAAAUAAAGAAUAACUUGAUUAAAAUACAAACAUUUGGCGCAGUUCCAAAGUUCAAAUGCCAAUAUAAUUCCGCUGAGAUCAUACAGUUUUCAAAAAGGUUGACAGAUAUUGCUGACCCGAAGACUUAAACGCAAAACGUGAAAGAAUAUCGGCUUCGCCAUGAGCAACAAUGGAUUAAUAUGUUGAUUACAAAAACAAAACAAAAAACAAAAAAACAAAAACCCACAAAACUGUGUGAUGGAUUGAUCUAUACAAUGGCAUGGUUGUUUUGAUUACGUAAAGUUUGAAGCAAAAAAAUGGAAGGAUUGCUUGUAAAGUAGAAGGGUUUGUUUCCUCGUGAAAGGCUACGAAAAUUGGAUACAUAGAUAUGCUUGUUUAUUUUCUAAAAGUUUUUGGAACAAAGGGUUUCAACUUUAUAACAAGGGCCCAAUGGGCCCAAAUCGCUCACCUGCAAUGCAGUGAUCUUUUCAUACAUGGAUUCUGCAGUUAUUUGAAAGCAUGCUACAGGACCAA
Pecten maximus is the source of this 2217-nucleotide messenger RNA. RefSeq lists its product as uncharacterized. The coding region runs from base 1 to 1536 and encodes 511 amino acids. The record is from RefSeq and is a predicted model, not a curated record. Lineage: Eukaryota; Metazoa; Mollusca; Bivalvia; Pectinida; Pectinidae. The transcript is spliced from 10 exons.